This is a messenger RNA of Oryza sativa Japonica Group (Japanese rice), 1768 nucleotides long. RefSeq names its product formin-like protein 5. Lineage: Eukaryota; Viridiplantae; Streptophyta; Magnoliopsida; Poales; Poaceae. The record is from RefSeq and is a predicted model, not a curated record.
UGAGCAUCCCAUAUGCAACUAUGGAAGCCGUGUCAACGCCAGCGGAUGAGCGGGUCGUGUGUUCGUGUCCACCCCUAUCCCCUCAUCACCCUCUUCUCUCGGCUCUCGCUUCACUUCCUCCACUCCCCGCGACGCCGACGACGACGACCACGACGCCGGCGACGGCGACCUCCCGGCAGCUUAUAUUCCUCCCCCCGCUUGCUUGCUUCCUCCCCACCUCGCCUCCAUCCUAGGUGAGCCCAGCCACACGACCAGAGCUGUGCGAGGGCUAGCUUAAGCUAGCCUUCGCCUUCGGGGUCCUCCUCGCGGUCUCCGGCGAUCCCGCCCUCCGCCGCCGCCGCCAUGUCGGAGCACCUCGCGCUGCGGAGCUCCGUCGGGAGCCACAGCUCCGCGCUGCCGCCGUCCUACCACCACCACCGCCGCCUCCCGCCGCCGCAGCAGCAGCACCCCGACCCGCUCAACUCCGUCUGGAUCCGCCGCCUCCACCUCCUCCCCCACCAGCCGCCCCCUCCCCCGCCCCCGCCUCCGCUCCCGCAGCCGCAGCACCACCACGACGCCGUCUCCACCGACGAGUCCCGCACGCCGCCGCCGCCGCCUCCCCCGAUGGGCGCCCCCGGAUUCGGUCCCUUCCGCUGGAGCCCGCGCCCGCUGCGUGGCGCGCCGCUCGCCGCGUGGGACGCCGCCUCCCCCGUCCGCAGCGGCGGCGGCGGCGGCGGCGGAACUGGACCACCUAUGCUCUCGCCGUUCUUCCGCCUACCCGCGCCGUCGCCGUCGCCGCCGGUGACCGACUUCGGGGAGUUCUCGCCUACCAUGCCACUUUUCGAGGUUGGCAGCAGCAGCGGCAGCGGCGGGUUCCCGGGGCCGUCGUCGCGGAUGAUUCCCGGCGGCAGCUCAUCUCCUUUUGCAAUGGGAGUUGCAGCUGCUGCUUACCCUAGCCAUGCUGUGGACAUGGUUCCCAUAAGAACUCUUCAGGUGAGUUAUAUCAAGUUAGAUCAAAAGGAAGGUGUGCAAGAUCUAUAUGUGGUGAAUUGAAGAUGUUCAGUGCUUCAAGCGGAUAUCCAUGACCGACAGCAAAGUGUGAUACCAAGAAAUUUUGCUAUGCGUUCUCCUAGUUCUGGAAGCCAACAUGAUGGAUUCUCAUAUUGGAACAUGGGGAGGUUUCGGCGAAACACCACCACUUCCUUGGUCUCACCGACUGGUGUCACACCUAGCAGUUUUGGCAAGAAGAGGAACGCCGAUUCAAGCAAUUUCCUCCCUCUGAAGUUCAGGAAAAUGAGCGGGGCAACUUGACAGCCGGCCAAUGCAUCAUUGAGGGCAUAAAUUCUCUGCUCUCUGGAAUAGCAUGCAGUAACUCAAUUCACAACGUAAUACUAUAGCUUAAGGAGGCUGGAGCUGGCGGCAUUUUUGGGGCAACCUGUAAAUUGUAAAUUUGCCCCAUAUCCGUUGCAUGGUAUCCAAAUCCAACACACCGAUGUGUUUGGUCAUUGGUGCUGGGUGCCACUACUAACCUGCAUGUUUGUAGAAUCUGGUGGCACCAUAUAUAGCCGUAUAGAUAGGGAGAUGCAAUGUGCCACAUCUCUCACGAUGCUUGUAUACCUCGGAAAUAAAGCAUUGCGUGCACUUAUACAACAGUUUUGCCAUGAGAAAGGCUCUAUGUUGCUGAACAUUUUUUGUUUGCCCCUCUUGUAUUUAUGAUGUAAUCGACUUGAUUAAUACUCUCUCCGGUUCUGUAAUUCUUCUUGUUUUGGAUAAAGUUGUGGUUAAACUA